Molecule: messenger RNA, 1861 nt
Organism: Gastrolobium bilobum
Lineage: Eukaryota; Viridiplantae; Streptophyta; Magnoliopsida; Fabales; Fabaceae
Product: IAA-alanine resistance protein 1
Exons: 11
Coding region: 241-1629 (462 amino acids)
Biological process (GO): zinc ion transmembrane transport; intracellular zinc ion homeostasis
Cellular component (GO): membrane
Molecular function (GO): zinc ion transmembrane transporter activity
Source: RefSeq, a predicted model, not a curated record
AGGGAAGAAACGGAAAUUUAUGAAAAAAAAAAAAAUUGUAUAUUUAAGAAAAUGUUAAAGUAGUACUAAAUAUGGAUGUUGUAACCUUCGGAAUCAUAAUCGCCGUUAUCAUCCUCUUCUUAGUAAUUGUUUGCUACAUCACCAUCGAAGGUACCUGCAAGACACGCUCUUAGGUUGUCCUGCUCCUACUUCUUCUACUGCUGCUACUACUGUUUGUUGCUACUUUCUAUCUCUCAAUUCAUGGCAUUGGGUAGAAAGCGUCUUCAAUUGACAUUGCUCCUUCUGGGUUUGGUUCUUGGGUCCUGUUUGGAUCUGGGAACAGGGAAUCAGGGUCACUCUCAUUCUUCUGGUUUCUGUGCCCAUCAUGACCAUGAACCCCAUGACCACGACCAUAAGUGUGGAGAAGGGCAUGACCAUGUUCAUCAGAAAAUUAGUAAAAUGACUUUUGGGUCGGAAGAGGAGGACGAGGAGGAUAUGGAACUAUACGAAUUUGGUUCACCACAUCACCAUGACCAUGAUCAUGAUCAUGAGCACCACCACUCCAUUGGGGAUACAGACCUAUCCGGUUUAGGCCUUUGGUUGAAUGCGUUGGGCUGUUCAUUUCUUGUGAGCAUGGCUUCUCUUAUCUGCUUGAUUAUCCUGCCUGUAAUCUUUGUACAAGGGAAACCAUCCAAGGCUUUUGUUGAUUCAUUGGCAUUAUUUGGGGCAGGAGCCAUGUUGGGGGAUGCUUUUCUUCACCAAUUACCGCAUGCUUUUGGCGGUGAACACUCCCAUUCUCACGGUAGCCAUGCAGACCAUGGCCAUGAUGCUAGUUCUGGACAUGGACAUUCACAUUCUUUAGCUGAUCUUUCUACUGGAAUAUCCAUUCUAGCUGGAAUUGUACUCUUUCUUCUUGUGGAGAAGAUAGUGAGGUAUGUUGAAGAAAACUCUAGAGGAGCUAAUUCAUGGUCCCAUGGACACCACCAUCAUAACCACAACAGUACGAAAAAACUGAAAGAUGAUAAGGUAUCACAUGACUCUUUGAAGGGAGAUAAUCCAGCUCAACCUGAAUCCUCACUUAGAAAGAGAAUCGGAAGCAGUGCAGCCAAAGAUGAUAAUCUCAAUGCCGGUGCUGUAGAUAGCUCCACAGAUAACAUCAAAUCCUUGAAUGUUAAGGAACCAGUUAAAUCAUCAACAAGUCUAGUGUUUGGUUAUCUCAAUCUUUUCUCUGAUGGAGUUCAUAAUUUCACCGAUGGAAUGGCAUUAGGAAGUGCAUUCAUGCUUUAUGGAUCUGUUGGCGGCUGGUCUAGAACUCUGUUUUUGCUGGCACAUGAGCUUCCUCAAGAGGUUGGUGAUUUUGGUAUUCUGAUAAGAUCUGGAUUCAGCAUACCUAAAGCUCUGUUCUUCAACUUUUUAUCAGCACUUGUAGCACUUGCAGGAACUGCAUUGGCUCUGCUCUGGGGGAAAGAUCCUGGACAGUCAUCUCUGAUUGAGGGUUUUACCGCAGGUGGAUUUAUAUACAUCGCGAUUGCAGGAGUGCUUGCAGAAAUGAAUAGCAGUGGGAAUACCACAUUGAGAAGUACAGCCAUCCAAAUAAUCUCACUGACAAUGGGCAUGUCUGUUGCCCUUGGUAUUUCCCUUGUAGAAUGAAUUAAAUGUACUCUCUUAGGUUUCCAUAUCUUGAUUCUUGAUGUGCCAAUUAUUUCACAAAAUUUAUGCAACCUCUCUAAAUUUAUUUCAUUAUAUUUGCUUUUGUGCUAAAAAAAGGAGGCGAACCGGAGUAGUGAUAAAACUGUUCCUUCAUGACUAAAAGGUCGUGGGUUCGAAUCCAGGAAACAGCCUCUUUGCAAUUAUGCAAGGAUAAGGCUGCAUAUAAAGAUUU